Messenger RNA from Porites evermanni, 17389 nucleotides. The record is from the annotation of a GenBank genome assembly. Lineage: Eukaryota; Metazoa; Cnidaria; Anthozoa; Scleractinia; Poritidae.
GCAUCUUGUCUCCCGUGAUGUUGAAUGUGCACUCAGUUGUGCAUUUGUUGACAUUGGUUACAAAGUUUUAUGUUCAAUAUAGAGUAGAAUCCAGCGAUAUAGCGUCCCUUUAAUGGAUAGAUCUCGAGAAUGGCUAUCUGAGCUUGAAGUGGCAAUGUAGGAUAACAAUCGAUAGCAUCCCGCGGCUAAUAUGUCAAGCCUCAUAAUAUUGGAGUCGGUAAGCUAAUGAACUGCUCUUAUAAGCUUCACAUUCCUUUCUCGUUUGUUAUUUUUCUUCAUGCUGUGUAAGACAUAGUAACUCAUCAUUUUUAAAGGUAAACUGUUAAUACCUUGAAUUAUUGACAGUUGUACAGGUUCUUUGCAGCCACUUAGUAGUUUACUAAAUACUGAAUAAUUUAAAACGCCGCGACGCCUUGGAAGCCAUCUGGCUGUCGUGGUGUGAUGAAGGAAACUCAUGAAAUUGACGUAUCACGAGUAUGAUGCGGUUACUUUUCUCGCCGGGUCACCAAUAUUCAGAUGUUUUACCUUCAAAUAAAGUGGUUGAUAUUGAUAUUAUCGCUUGAUUGUGCGAGCGUAGUGUUGCAAGUGAAUGUCGAAAACAAACAAACAGAUUAAUAAACGUCAAUUCAACUAGUGAAUUAAAAUACAUAACUUUAUAUUUUCAGCUCCGUAGUUCUUUUUUCAUCAAAUGCUACAUUUCUCAUAAAAAUUCUCAUUUCCUGUCAACUCGCCUCAUGAAAAGGAUCUAACUGUUCAGCUGUAAUAUUCUUCUCCAGAUGUGUUUUCCACUUAGGCUUGUGUCUUAAUUUUCUCAUAAUCUGAUUGUCACAUCAGGAGAAUAAAGAGACUAUUCAAAUAUAGCGACUGCAACUUUCAAGAAUAGACAGAAUAAUAAAUAUAUGUAAAUCGUUCCCACUAAACAGUCAGCAGUAAAGUGGUGAUGGUAAAAAAGACAACUACAAACAAGGACAUGGCUUCCCCCAAACAUUUUGUGAUUGGUUUUGAAUUUCAGAAUAGUCAGAAAUAUAUAUAUACAUUUGCCAACUUGCCUUUCCGAAAGAAAAUUAAAGAGAGAAUUGGUAAUCCAGCAGUUUACAUUGUACACUGUACCUCACAAAUGAGAACAGAAAGGAAGAGUUGAAAUGAACUGAACAAGUAGGAAUCCCAACUGGCCCAGGGCACUAAAUUGUCUAUUUACACUUCCGUUACUGUUGAGUUGAACUUUUGUACUACCAAAAACUAAUCCAGCAACUUAGAGAGGGGCUAAAAGGUCUUAUUAAAUAACAUUUGGUUGUGUAAAAAGCAGGGGAAUUAAUUUCUUUUCCCAGUGUAAGCAGUUGCCAAUGGUGGGAUAGGCAGCUAUGACCUGGAAAGAGACCAUUACCAAUCUUAGAAACAAAAGUUUUAAUAAGUGGUAAGAAGUCCUCUAUGGGUUGUGGUUGACCCGUGGUAACUGGUUCUUUUGAAACCCUUGAAAAAGGUCUUGAAAAUCAUGAAAACAGUCCUUUCAAAAUUGUAUUAUUUGGAAAUAAUAUGUGAGGCCAUGUUAGAAUAAGAAUGAAGAAGGGGUAGUGUAAUAUUAGAGUAUGACAUGUUACAUGUAUGUUAUGAGUAGACCUAGGAGCACAGACAUACACACUCUGCUUCAGGACACUGGGUUCACCACUGUCAGAGAACUCAGAAUGGCAAUGCCAGACUAAAGUGACUUGGGCGAGAGAAUCCAUGUUGUCCUAGUAAGCACUUGACCAAACUAAACUAACCUACUAUGACAUGUUCAAUUUUUUUCCCAUUUUAGGAUGCAGGGGAACUUGAAGACAUUGAUGACAGGCUUCAAAAAGAUGGUUAUAGAACUAACAUCCCAGUUGAACACAAACUUCGUUACUUUUGGAGGCAGUUUACGAGAUCCGAAGCCAGUCUCAAGUCCUCUCUUGAGAGUGUUGAACAGCUCCGCAAGCAACAUGGUGAGGAAAUGAUUGAAGUGGAAAACUAUGUUGCACACAUCCGGCAGCUUUCAGAUGAGAGAGAGGCUUUAACACAAGACUUGGAGGCUGAAAAUGAACAGCUGAAAGCAGAGCUUGAACAAAUGAAGGUGGAGAAAGAAGCUGGAGCUUAUAUUUCAGAAGACAUCUGUGACAUGCUCAUAGAGUCUGGUUUGACACAAAUUGGAAGAGAUACCAACCCUGUAAAGGAACAAGUGAAUUAUUUGAUUAAAGAAAGAACAUCUCUCUCGGAAAAGGUACGUAGACUAGAACUUGACAAUGAAAAUCUCAAAAAGAAUUCAGAUACUGAACAGUCCAACCAGCGGAUGAUGAAAAUUAUGGAAGAGGAGAGGAAAGACAUGGAAGAUGAGAUGAACAGGAUGCGUGAAAUGAUGAAGCAAGUUAAACAGGAGGAGCGGAAGAUUCAUGAACAGGAAAUGAAGAAGGUUACAGAGGAAAACGAUGGUCUGAGAUCAGAGCUGCAGAAAGCACAGAAACAACAUAAUGCAGAUAUGACAGAACUUAUUAACAGACACCAAGGUAUGUUUUUAUUUAUAUUUUGUAACGGCUACUCAACAAAGUUAAAUAGAAGCUAGGGGAGGCUUCCGGUUGUAGCUCCAAGGUCUAACCCCUUACCAGUGUUGCUGUACUACUUUUGAUGGAGAAUGUUCCCUUUCUGUGUACCUUAAUUUAAAAGUGGUACCCCUUCCCCCAUACCUUAAGCAAGAAGUCUCCUUGACAAUGUACAGUGUUAAACAAAUUAAUAAUUAUAAAUGAUGCACCAAUAAAGUGCAUCUGUUUAAAAUAUUUUGGUGAAAAGUCCUUAUGAUUUUACAUGCCAGUACUUCAGCUCAUGAAACCCCCACCCUUUAAUAUCCCUGAGUUCCCUUUGAGUGGAGCUCUGGAAUGAACACUGUACUUACAUGUAUGUGGGAUCAUUUAUUGAGUGCAGAGCAAAAUAAUAUUACUUUCCACUUCUUUAAUUUACUGCACUUUUCAAAAACAUGCGAACUCUGAAGUUCAAAGGCCAAGUGACAAUAUUCAAAAGGUCAUGGUAACUUUGUGAUCUGUGAUUGGUGGAUUUCUAUCUGUUUUGUGUGUUUCCAUGUUUCAAGGUUCGUUGCUUGUGAAUGUAAUUAUGAUUGAGGGCAGUGAGAAACGCAAUUGGGAAGGGUACUUUUAAAUUUUAAAGUUUGCGUAUUUGUGAAAAGCACAGUAAUGUAAAAAAAAAAAUGCAUGACUCACCUUUUACCCUCUCCACAGGAGAAAAACUUAAGUUGCUAGAAGAGAGAGAACAAGAGAAAGAAAAAUCUGCUGUCCAUGGAAGUAAAGCUGACAAGGUUAUGGCUGAAGUGGAGGAGUUAAAGAGCAAAAUGAGAUCUAUUGAAUUGGAAAAAACAUCUUUACAGACCACUGUAAGUUCUUUUUGCAACAUUAUCAUUAUUUUUCACUCCUGUACUAAAGAGUCUUUUUAAUGGAUCAUGCAUUGAAAUUACAUUUGGACAAUUCACAAGACACAAGGAAGUUUGUCCUCGUUUUUUUUCCCAGUGCAGGUUAAAAUUCAGUCUGCGUGUCAAAAUACCAGUUUGCAUAGAGUGUACAUGUAUGUUUACAGUGUUAACGUCUGUUGUCCCUUGAUGUACAGGUGCAGUCACUAGAGGAAGAAAUUGAGAAAGAAAAAGAAGAGUUAAAUAAGAGUAAAAUCAGCCAAGAAGCAUCCAUCAGGAAGCUCAAAACUGAACUAUCAGGAACAAAGCAAAAGCUUCAAGAGACAGAGGUUAGUUGCUGCAUAUGCUCACAGUAGCUGAUAAUAUUGUGCAUUACAAUAAUGCAUCUCCCAAUAAUAAUUAAUUGUUGCCCAUUUGCAAAAAUGUUGUUUUGUGUGUUUUGCUCUGCACAUGCAUCAUCAUUAGGUAAAACUGAAAACCCAAGAAGGAGAGAGGAAGACCAUUGAAAGCCGGCUUCAAAUAGUACAGAAGGAUUUUACUACAAUAAGGGAUAGAGAAGCUCAACUUACUUCUGAAAAGGUACUUUGUAAUUUCCAUAUUCCUCUUGACUAUAAACAUUUGGGUUUUUUGGAAGGGUUAAUUUUUUCUUGUGUACUAUAAACAUGGCCUGCGUCACAGACGUAAUUUAACCCCGGUUAGUAAUAUCUGCAAAGCAGCACCAAAACUAUUAACUUGUGGGCCCCCAGCGGACUCAAUGAAUUACUGGAAGUGCAUUUCGAAUUUCCUUGCAUCCUGAUUGGCAAAUCGACAGUGGCUUUUUUAACAGGCCAAUCAUGGCGCGUACUCAAAUUCUGGUACCCAGGUGGAGUCCUAGAACAAGAAUUUUGGGGCUGUUUUGCAGACUGACUUUAAGCCAGGGUUUAGUUUCGUCUGUGGCACAGGCUAUAUAAACAUUGUUAUUUAUCACUUUGUUUGUCUCAAAUGAUAAUGACAUACCGUAAAAUCCUGAAAAUAAGCCCCUCCAUGUGAAAGCCCCUCCAAAUAUAAGCCCCUGGGGGGCUUGUACUUGGAAAAUUACCCUCAAAUACAAAGUAAAACAAAGCAAAAAUGGUAAAUUUAAUUCCAACUAUAAUAAGGCUAGCCCAAUUGGUUUUUAGAUGCAAAUUUCCCUCCGUAGAUAAGCCCCUCCGAAUAUUAGCCCCUCCAAAAAUAAGCCUCUCAAAAAGGGCCUUUGAAAAAUAUAAGACCAGGGGCUUAUUUUCGGAAUUUUAGGGUAUCUUUCCCAUGACUCAGGAAUUAUUAUUAAUGAAGGUCAUACAUGUAUCUGCCAUGCAUGUUUACCAGGUUGAGAUCACUUUACAUUUUCUUCCGUGUUGGCCCCCCUUGAACAGAUCUUUGAUAAACUGGCAAAGCUAAUGCAGUUUUUGGUCUAAUAUUGCACUAAACCUGUUUUAAUCUCAUACACACAGAACAGUGUUUUGAGUGAAGCCAAAUCAUCAACUCAGAAGUAAGUUACAGAUAAAUUAAUUUGUGUUAUGUACUUCUACAAUAAUUCAUUAUAACAAGUUACUAACAACAAUAAUUGUUGAAAAACAACAAUUAAUAACUUAGUAGUUGUUUUUUUAGUGAAUUUUUUGUGGUUAGUGAUCAGAGAUUUUGAUUAUCUAUGCACAUUUAAGUACUGUUUAAGUAGUCAAUUGCAUGUAUCUCUGAGAAUAUUGUGAAUCUACUAGACAGGAAAUAAGGAUACAACAGCUAACUGAUGAAAAAAACAGUCUCCAAGAACGUCUCAAAACAGCAGAUGAUACAGUUGAACGGCACAUUAAGCAGAUUGAGAAUUUAACGUUACAGCUAGGAGAGGCAGAGAGAACACUCGCAGAGAAAGAAGAGGAUAUGGAAUUAAAGGACAAGUCUUCGAAAGAUGAGGUUAGCAGUCAUUCUAAAUUCUAACUGAAAAAUUUAAAACAGGCACGCAAUACUUUUUUAAAAAGAACAUCGUCUGUCCAGAUCACCAUAUUAACUGGACAAAGCAAAUAAUUUGUUGAACAUAGGGGGGUACAUUGUACUUCUAGGCAGAGCGUGAGGUAUACAAUGAUAAGCAUAAGAAGCAAACAAACAAACAAACACAAUUGUUUAUGCAAGAGAGAUUUUGGGUUAAAACCUUAUAAGUUUAUGCUAAUGGUAUGCAGGUUUCCAGGUAAUUAUAUUUUAAGUUUUUGAUUAAUUUUUCCCAGAUCUGUACUGACUUUUUCUUAUAUGAUAAUUUUACGAAAAUAAUAGUAAAAAACUGGAUAUUCAUCUUUUUUUGCUUCCUUAUCUUCAUGAUUUGGAGUUCAUAAACUAAAACUGAUAGAACACUUUGUACUUUUAAGUCCAGCAACCCCUUUGGCUGCAAUGACAGGAAGUUGAAAGUUGCUAUACUUGAUCCAACUUAUGUUAAUAUUGUGUUGCUCUUUACCAGCUUAAUACACUGAAGGUAAAGUUUGCAAGGGCCACAGAUGAAGCAACAAAAUUAAGAGAAGAGCUGUCAGAAACAAAACUCAAACUUAAUAAGGUGAGAUAUAGGUAGAAAACCCCUUCAAAUAACAGUGCAUUGCCUCCCCCAUCCCCCUCCCCUGGCGGGGUGUGUAAUGUAGUUUUGUAUGGACAGCAGAGUAUUGGCCUUAACUAAUAUCAGUAAUUGUUCACUUGAUUAUUCCUGUAUCCUUGAGCUCUGUGAUUAUUUAUUGAAAGCUAUAGCCUUUUUUGUACAUGUAGUACUUAACUGAUUUUUGUUGAAAUGCAAUACCUUUAUUAGGUGAUGUAUGCCAAAAUGGCCUGAAAAAACUACUUGUGGAUAUUGAGAACAAGUUUGUAUACAAUAUUUGCACUCAACUCAUUUUUGGCAACAGAAAUGCUUUUUUAAAACUGAAAUUUGAGGCAACACUUCUCUAUCAUCUACAAAAAACUGUAAAGCAAAGCUAAGUUAAAAGAUUUCCUCCUGUUAUUAGAUUUAAGACUGCUAAUUCAUACUGAAUGUUGAAAGGAGCAGGAGAGAAUGAAGAAUCAAUAAUUGUCCUGUUUAAUUCCAUUCAUCUACCUUAGCUUGUGAUAUUGUCAAAUCUGAUCAAUAUUAUUUGAAAUAUUUGAAUGGGAUUAUGCAAAAUCAAUUGCACAGACCGUGUCCAUGUCCCUCUUGUCAAUUUUGUACUUUGAAAAGUUACGAAACUUGAUUCCUAUCAUUUUACAAACUGUUUAUAGGCUAUGUCUGAUCACCAAGCUAAUGAGACAAAUUAUCAGGAAAAGUUGAAUGCUCAGUUUGGCCGCAGCAAGAGUGCAGAGGAAGAGAAAGAACUGCUACGGGAACAGAUUGUCGACUUGAGAAAGGUUAAUNCAAAUAAUUAUAUUUAAAGUUUUGGAUUAAUUUUUCCCAGAUCUGUACUGACUUUUUCUUAUAUGAUACUUUUACGAAAAUAGUAAAAAACUGGAUAUUCAUCUUUUUUUGCUUCCUUAUCUUUAUGUUUUGGAUUUCAUAAACUAAAACUGAUAGAACACUUUGUACUUUUAAGUCCAGCAACCUCAACAGUUUUGGCUGCAAUGACAGGAAGUUGAAAGUUGCUAUACUUAAUCCAACUUAUGUUAAUAUUGUGUUGCUCUUUAUCAGCUUAAUACACUGAAGGCAAAGUUUGCAAGGGCCACGGAUGAAGCAACAAAAUUAAGAGAAGAGCUGUCAGAAACAAAACUCAAACUUAAUAAGGUGAGAUAUAGGUAGAAAACCCCGUCAAAUAACAGUGCAUUGUCUCCCCCAUCCCCCUCCCCUGGCAGGGUGUGUAAUGUAGUUUUGUAUAGACAGCAGAGUAUUGGCCUUAACUAAUGUCAGUUAUUAAAAAGUAAUUGUUCAGUUGAUUAUUCCUGUAUCCCUGAGCUCUGUGAUUAUUAAUUGAAAGCUAUAGCCUUAUUUGUACGUGUAGUACUUAACUGACUUUUGUUGAAAUUAUGCAGUACCUUUACUAGGUGAUGUAUACCAAAAUGGCCUGAAAAAAACUACUUGUGGAUAUUGAGAACAAGUUUGUACACAAUACUUGCACUCAACUCAUAUUUGGCAACAGAAAUGCUUUUUUAAAACUGAAAUUUGAGGCAACACUUCUUUAUCAUCUACGAAAAACUGUAAAGCUAAGCUAAGUUAAAAGAUCUCCUCCUGUUAUUAGAUUUAAGACUGCUAAUUAGACUGAAUGUUGAAAGGAGCAGGGAAGAAUGAAGAAUCAAUAAUUGCUCUGUUUAAUUCCAUUCAUCUACCUUAGCUUGUGAUAUUGUCAAGUCUGAUCAAUAUUAUUUGAAAUAUUUGAAUGGGAUUAUGCAAAAUCAGUUGCACAGACCGUGUUCAUGUCCUUCUUGUCAAUUUUGUACUUUGAAAAGUUACAAAACUUGAUUCCUAUUGUUUUACAAACUGUUUAUAGACUAUGUCUGAUCACCAAGCUAAUGAGACAAAUUAUCAGGAAAAGUUGAAUGCUCAGUUUGGCCGCAGCAAGAGUGCAGAGGAAGAGAAAGAACUGCUACGGGAACAGAUUGUCGACUUGAGAAAGGUUAAUUUACAACUUAAUGUUCAACAACCUUUAGAAAACUCAUUUGUACUGAAUUUCAGCCAAUUUUCAGAACUAACAUGAGCAUUACUUUUAUGUAUUUAUUUUGUUAGCCUUGUGUGUGUUAAUGACACAUUAAACCCAUGAAAUUAAAAUACAGUGUACAGUGUAUGUAGUAUAAUUUGCCUCAGUUUUUGUUGCUGCUUUCAUUUCUCUUGGUUUAUUUUGGUAUGAAAUCUUUUGUUAAAAAGUCUCAGAUAUCUAGAUAUGCAAUUUAAUAUGAAGUAAAAAAAGAAUUUCCAUGUAUGCUAAACAUAUUAAUCACUAAAACUAACAUGAUGCCAUCUAUCAAAAGUAAUAUUAAUUUUAUCAUCUCUUUUGAAGCUGAUCACUUACUGUGUGCAAAUUUAAUUUAGGUGAUCUGAUUGUAACAUACAAAACUAUUUUAUCUUAUAGCCUGUAGUUUGUAGGGUUCUUUGAACUCUUUGUGGUAUAAAAUUAAUUAACAAAAUUUUAUUGCCAUGCAUUGACCCACAGUUGUAAAUGUUGUGACCAAAAAAGCAUGUUAUCAGUCUCAAAAAUGCAAAUAUAUUUUAAAUAAAUUCUUGAUAUUGGUUCUUAAGCUAUUAAUUUUGUUUUAACGGCUUUGAUCAUGAUGAAUAACACUAAAAGUGAUUGAGAUUUAUGCAAAUAACCUAGAGUUUGUUUUGUAAAGCCAGUAUAAGGUUAACUAUAGAUUUUGCUAUUUAGUUAAUUUGCAAUAGCUUAUCAUUAACUGACAUUUAGAUACUUGAAUUAGCAAAAUUACAGGAUUUUGUACAGAGCCUUUUGUUGAUAAUGAAAUGACUGCACUGAAUUCUAAAGCUUAGCUCGAUUCCUAUUUCAAUAAGCUUUGUUUACCCUUGUUUGAGGCAAAGUGGAUCACAAAAUGACAACAGUCCAUUAAAGCCAUUACUUUGUCAACAAAACAAAAAAUUCUUAAAGAGUUUAUCACCUCAUUAUCACUGAUACCCCCUGCUGAGCUUAAGCAUAAUUUGGGGAGCUUGUGUAGAGCCAUUUUAUAUCACACUGUUACAAGAAGAUGCAAAAAUUCAAGAAACAUCUAAGAAAGAAACUAAGGUACUUGCUCUCACAUUUGCUUAGGAUUUUGGUAUCAGCUUAGUGAAACAGGAAUUUAUUAAAUCAAGAUCUGUUUAUAUUGGAUGUUGAGGACUGUUGUAGGGAAUCCAUUUAACUAUAUACAGUAUAAUUGCUGCAGUUGUUUGACUUUUAUGCUUAUUUGACUUCUUGUCCUUUGUCAAUCAGUAAAUGUGGUAUAUAAACUUGUCAUAGUUAAAAAGGCAUUCACCCAUCAAACCUCUUUAGCCACAAAUGACUGUAAGCUGACCACAAGUGUUAUAGAUUGAGUUAUUUAUUCAAGCUCAUAAAAUGUCCUUUUCCUCAAGUAAGGAAAGCUCAUAAACUUCAGUAAAACAGAGCUGACGAUCAUAAAAUGACCUAGUGUAUUUCAGCGUAUUUUUUCUUUAACAGCUACAAUUUAUAGAAAACUUAAAAUUGAAGCCAACUUUUUGCAUGUAAAUAAACUUCACUAGACAAUGCUAAGGCAUUCCUAAGAGCUUCCAUGUGGUUGUGGAUAAUCAAGAGCCAUUGACAAAACCGGAUCAGUGAGUUAAUCUGAUCCCAUUUAAUUCAGGUCUUGCUGAUGCUUCUUAGUCAUGUGUUGUUCAGUAGCUAAGCUUCAGUGUUAAUCUCUGGAGAAAGCCACUUUGUAGAGAUCAUACUUGAGCUCAAGUGUUGGAGCUACCUUAUAUAAUGCUAUGGACAAAUUAAUACCUGUAGCAGUUUAUAUCCACAUACUCAUGCAAUCAACAGUUUGAAGAAUGAAUGAGCAAAGAGGUUAUUACAUUUGAGUGUGAGCUGGGCAAUGAUUCUGUCAAAAGGUUUCUGCAAGUUAGUAAUUUUUAACAUGAUAGUUGUUUGUGUCAAUCAUGUGUGAUAGGAUCUUGAAGCAUCACUUGCAGCAAGUAUGAGCAGAGAGAAGGAGACCAUGGAACAGACAGCUACUUUAGAGAAAGAAAAGGAAAAUCUGGCCAGGGAGCUUGCGUCGUAUAUCAAUAAGGAGAAAGACAAGGUUUGUUAUGAUCAAAUGUUCCUGGCAAGGGUGGGAUGGGCAGGAGGUAAUUUCUCAGGGGUAGUCUCACAGGUAAUCAUGCCAUCUGAUCAUUGCAUGUGUUGACUUUCUCUGGCCAGAGAGCUUCCUUCAUAUAUCAACAAAGCACAAAAAGACAGAGAAGGGUUGUUAAGAUCACACUUUCCUGGCAAGGGUGGGAUGGGUAGGUGGUAAUUUCUCAGGGGUAGUCCCACAAGUAAUCAUGGCAUCUGAUCAUUGCAUGUGUUGACUUUCUCUGGCCAGAGAGCUUGCUUCAUAUAUCAACAAAGCACAAAGAGAACGGUUGUUAUGAUCACACUUUCGUGGCAAGGGUGGGAUGGGUAGGUGGUAAUUUCUCAGGGGUAGUACCACAGGUAAUCAUGCCAGCCUUUUAUAAGUUCUCAAUCAAGAGCAGUCUUUUUAAAAGUGAACUUAAAUGAAUACACCCAGGGACCAAUCAAGGUGCAAGUUUGUCCUUUAAAAUGGCCCAACCAAAUCAGAAAAAAAUAAUUUUAAUCUCCCAUGAGCAAACACCCAGGAUGCAAAGGCUUGGUGAUCGCUUUCGAGAGGUUCCGUUGAAAGGCUUUGACGGAGAAUAUUUUAGGUGUUUUGGAAAGGUGGUCACUUAUGGCCAGUGGUCACUAACGGGAGAUGGUCACAUGUGGAGGUUCGACUACAGGAAGUCAACAGUGUGCACAUGGUACCUGUUCUAGUGUCCAUGUCCUUUUUGGUUCUCCUUUUACAUCAUUCUGCCAUAAUAUGUUAGACUGAGUGUAACAAGAACACCUCAUUUUCCAACAUUACAGAGAGUCCACUUUCUUCUAUGAAGAAAAACAACAACAGGCUUACAUGCACCUUUUUCGUUUUAUUCUUCAAUCAUUUUAUUUUCUUUCAUUGAUUUUUUAAUUGUUGUUGUUGUAUUUUAGUCAAAGAAGAGUGAAGAACUUACCCUGCAGCUUCAGUCCGUAGAGAAUGAGAAAACCUCGCUUCAUGCUAUUGUAUCAACUCAAGAAAGACAGAUCAGUGAUCUUAACACCAAGGUAAAUAAUUGUUCAUGAACUUUAAGAGGGUGUCAAUGUGAAUUGAAAGUUACCGGGGGGAGCAAUAUUUGGGUAAAGGUGAGCCACUGAGGGUUUGAAACCCUAACCCUCUUAAGGACAAAAAAUGUCUAAAAUACGUAUCUUGUUUAGGUCAACUGCCUCAAUUUUAUUACCCUGUUCAGGGCAAAGGACAAAAUGCACACAGUCUCGUUUUAAAGCCAUUUAUUGGCAAUUGCAAUAGAGCCAAUUCAAGUUAUAGUUAUUGCUUUUGUAUACUUGGAGUAAAUCAUAUCUGAAUUGUGCAGGCAAUAUUCUGUUGACGGGCUCGCACAAAAUAUAUACCCUGUUAAGAACAGGGAGGCCAAAAACCAUACCCUGUCCAAUGGCACAUCCUGUAAUAGGCCAUGAAAGGGAGUCCUGGGUGUAACUUAUGGUAACCUGAGAUCAGGUUCAAUUUUCCUUUCGCUUUGUAAAUAACAUUCCGUGGGUAAGCGGUGGCCAUUAGAGAGAAUGUAUGAGAACCGCUAACAUUGGGGCUGAUCUCAGGUUAAACUUAUGGUUCCUUAGUAACUUGUCAUAUGUAUUUGUCCUUCCUAGCUAGGGAAGUUAGAUGAGAAGUGUGCUGAACUUGAAGACCAACUACAAAGAGAGCAAAGCAGGAGUUUAGGUUGGUAAAAUCCAACAGAGUUAGUGAGUAACGUUUGAAUUGUGCCUAUGGGAGAGUGCCCACAUACCUAUGAUAAACCACUUGAAAGCGCUUUUCUUGGCGUAAUGAGUACAAAACGAACCUCAUUGUGAUCUUCAUAUUAUGAUGGUACUGUAGCAUCGACACUAAAGUUAAUAGCCAAAGUUUAGGCUCUCAGAUAGUAGGGACAUUGUGAAAAUAUGAUGCGCGCAAGAUAGGAAAGGAGGUGGUGGUCGGCGGGAGAGAGCGCCUCCUCUUUCCUCAGCCCCCGGCAAGUUUUUUACACCAGCUAUCUUGGAGCCUGGAAAAGGAUAGGACACAAAGUUUGGUUUUCUUAUCAAUUUCUUUCCUGAGAGUCUCGGAAUGUUAAAAGCUCUUAGUUAGAAAAUAACGAUGAGCUUCCGAAUGUUCGUGAUCCGAGUACUGGGCCCAGCUGUUAAGUCUUCAAGUAGAGUGAGACAAUUUUCUCCUUGUUUUCUGACGUCAUCUGACGUGGAGGGCUUAUUAUUCUAAGAAGCUGUCCAGUAUAUCAAAGAGCCAGGUUGGAGUGCUUCUUUAAUUUCUUUAAAACAGCAGUCACUUCAUGAACAUAGGGGCCUCUACCAUUUACACAAACCAACCAGGUAGAAAUCUCGUGCAUAAACAUAAAACAAAAAAUUGGACGUGGUGAGACUGCAAAACAGUGGUUUUUUUCUCAAAAUCAGUAAAGAAAUCGGUGAAACGUGGCGUAAGAGUCUUACGCGCGCGAAGCGCGCGAGCCUCACACGCCCGUAGGGGUCUGUGAGGCGAGAGAAAAAAAUCGUCUCUCCCCAGUCUCGCUCUCUGUUUUCAGCCUCGUUCCAGACCUUUUGUUUGACUGCUCGCUCGUACUUGAAUACGCAAGAAUACGGACUGUUUUGCAGUCUAGACGUGGUGGGCGAACGACCCGUUACAAAGUAUAUCCAAACAAGCUGAACAAACCAAAAAGAGAAGAAAAUUUCCCCACCUCAAAACGCAACCCUCGUUUUCUGAAGCUUUCAUUGCGGGACGGCGCAAACCAUUUGAUUUUCCAACCGGAAUGUCCGGUUUUCCCAUGUAAAUGGUAAGUACCCCUGGACACUAACCUUGUACUAUUUCCUAUGUUUUUAUUGUGAACAGAGCUGAGUACAAGAUAUGAAUUUACUCAAGAGAGUAGUAGUUCUGCUAAGCAGGAAGUGGAUCAGCUAAAGGAAGAAGUUAAAGUCAUGUCUGCACAGCUUAUGAGACAGCAUAAUGCUUCAGUUGAUAGUCAGGUGAGUGUUCAAUGUGGUCUUGUCGUCUUGCAUUCACCAACUUCAGUGAUUUUGUUACAAAUAGUUAUGGUGUGUCCUGGGACUCAUUUUGUGAAAAAUCAUGGGUCCCAAUGUAGAACCAAAUGAAUGAUGUUGCGCGUUUUCCCGGCCUAAGGCAAACUUUGUUCUAGCAUGUGACGUAAUCCCCGUUUAUGGCGUGAAUCCUGCGUAAUUUUAUCCAAUCAGAAAUCAGUAUACCGAAAACUGCAACAACCUGAUUUAAUACAAUACGUUCUUCAACUCCUUUUGCAGCAACUUGCAAGGUAACUGUCAGGUUUUUGUCGCCCUUGGCGUUUUACCGUAGCGUUAAAGGAUGAUCUACAAUUCAUUAACUUGGAUAUGCCUAGCUUCGUUUGCGCUUAUGUCAAGUUUGCGCGGCAGCGUCCAGUGAAUAAAUGCCGUAUACCUCAAGUGUCACUCAACUUUACUCCGCGCUUAAUUACUGCUUGUUUGUUUGGAUACUCUAAACGGAACGGUGACAACAAUGAGCUAAUUUAUUCCAUUCUAGGCUAAAUAUGAAAGGCUGAUUGUUGACAUGCGUAAUGAGAUAGAAAGAGAAAGAGAGAAAUCGUCUGCUGAGCGCCACUCCCUGGCGAGUCAGAUGGAACAGGCUAUGAGAGAAAGCAAAGAUUUAAGCUCCCUUCUAAGAGAAAGAGAUGAGGUAAUGUUCUCCUUGUUUUAAUGUUCUGCCAACUUGCAUUUAGCAAGCUUCACAUCGGAACCACACUCCUUCAUACAACGAGAGUGGUAGCCUGCAUCGCAGACGCAAAAGGCACUAUGACAUCAUUUUACCACUACGACCAGAAUCCUUCAGCGUUUUGCUUUCUUGUGCAAAUUAGGGCUUUUGUUAUUCAAACCUCGCUGGGAUUACAAAUUUAAAAGUGAAAGAAAAAACGAAAAGGAUCCUGGUCGUAGUAGUAAAAUGACGCCAUUGUGCACAUGGCCUAUUUAACCUCGGUUAGUAACGUCUGCGAAGUAGCGCCGAGAUCCUUGUUCUGGGCACCCAAUGGACUCAACAAAAAACCGGAAGUGCGUUUUGUAUUUUCCUUCAACCUGAUUGGCAAAUCGACAAUGGUAUUUUUAACAGACCAAUCAUGUUAAAUCUUGGUACACAGGUGGGGACCCAGAACAAGGAUUUCGGCGCUGUUUUGCAGACGGACUUAACCAGAGUUUAGUUUCGUUAGUAGAACAGGCUACAAGGAGGGCGAGGGGAGAAAGGGUACCAUCGACACACAAAGCAUGCUAACUAUGGUAACCUUACAGCAGCUGACAGAAAAAAAGGACAAAAGCUAACGGGAGCAUUUCAUACUAGGGCAUUUUUGCCUGGGCAUUGAAUCUGCAAAGAAAGUUGGGGGUUAUACGAAUGACUUUAACCCUAUUUUCUAUCCUGUUAACCUUUACUAAGAUGUAGGCCAUUCUUACACAUUCAAAAGAAGCUUGCGUUUUCCCUCACCGGUUUGUCUGACCAGCUGAUUCAGGGUUCGUACAGGUCAUGGAAAACCUGGAAAGUCAUGGGAUUUAAAAAUUCAAUUUCCAGGCCUGAAAAGUUAUGAAGUUAAUUGUCGAUCUUUGGAAGUCAUGGAAAAUGAAAGUUUUGUUUGGUAGAUUAAUUACUGCAGAUGACAAAGCAAGGACAAUGUAAGGUAAAGAGGAGUAAUUAGACAGCGCGAAUAGGACGCGUUUGGACACCAGAGUUGCUGUCUGUAAAAUACCUUACAAGACGGACGAUUUUGAAAAUUCUCGAAAGUGACAACUAAACCUAAGGUCAUGGAAAACUUGAAAGGGUCAUCGAAAGUCAUGGAAUUCGAAGAACUUAAAGGAGUAGGAACUCUGGAAAUGAACCUCAGCGUACUGCAUUGGAGGCUAUAUGGAAGGCCGAGUUAAAAUAUUUCCGUGUUUUAAGAGGGGAAGAGCUUUUCCACAGAAAAAUUGUCCUUCACAUGCAUAGCCCCUUUGCACAACAUUUUUUCUGAAUAACUUGCAUGCUGUCCUUUUGCAGGAAUUAAUUGCCCUACGCGCAGAGCUCACCAAUGCCAGUCACACUGGAACCAAAGCCUCAACAGCUCUUGAGUUUGAGAGCAAAAUGCGCGGGAGCCUGGAGAACAGGACAGCGCAGCUUGAGUCUGAGCUGAGUAGAGCCUGGGAACAAAUAAAGGAUUUGUCUGAGAAAGCAUCCAUGCUGGAGACGACAAAGAGGCAUUUGGAAAUCGAACUGGAUAAGGUACAUAAAUCUUAUUGUGCAGCUUUGGCUCAGGGUAGGGGCUGACGGAGGAUUUUGUGUUACAGGGAGCCUAGAGAUAUAGUAUACAGUGCCAAUAUAGGGGCGAUAGCGCCCAUCUUAGCGCCCAUCAGGACUGCGAACGGCGUACUUUUCUAGGGAGAUUCGGGCGCAUGCCCCUCCGAGAAAAUGUUUGAGAUUGAAGUUCUUUGAGAUGCAAUCUCGUGCAUUCUGGACGUUUAAAUUUAGCAAAUGCUUGGAUUCCAUAUUGAACAUGUAAUGCUGAAAUAUUUAAGAAAAAAAUUCCAGGACAAUAGGGCCGGGGGGGGGGGGCGGGGCCUCCUACGCCCACCCCUAAAUCGGCCCUUGCAAGGUAGUUUCGGGGAAUGUGUAUGGCAACGGAUUGUGUUCCUGUUUGCUAGCUUGCGAGCAAACGCUUUUCCUAUAGCUAAGGGCGAUUGAGUCCUUCUUUUGUGGCGGUUUCCUGGCUAACUCUUCGGUCUUUAUAGUCGGGAAUUAGUGUGGAAUGCGACCAAAACAUGUCGCUAAGUCUGAUUUCUUUCUUUGAUAUUUUUUAUCAACUUAGCCGUCAAUGAAGCCUUUCUGGCAGCCAUUUCCAUUAAAGUUGUCGGAUUUUAAAGCCUUAAGCCUUAAAAACCAGUAUUGCUAUGGUCUCUUCGCGUAGGCUUUCCAUCGACGUUAAUUGCCAAAUAGCUGUAUAGCAGAAAACAUUCAUGAGUGAUCUGCGUUUUGAAAGCAUAAAUCUACUUGGUGUUGAAGCUAAAAGGGUAUAAGAGAGAUUUGGAUUCUCGUUUACGGCAAUUUGUACGACGUGACCAAGUUUACCCUUUACUUAAAAAUAAAAAUAAAAACGCAGAAAUUAUGUAGUUUCAUGUAAUUUUUAUCCAUAAGAACUACCCUUCAAGUGUUUUUAUCUGCUUAUUUUCUAUUUUGAGAUAUUCUUAACUUGGGUUUGCCGUUUGCCUAAACGUGACUCUAAAUGUCUCUAUCCUUGAUUGUCUACGGUAGAAAAUCCAACAGCUGCGUCAAACAGAGAGUACACUGCACAGAAGACAAGCAGAACAUACAGCGGUUAUGGUUGCUAAGGAUACCGCCCAACAACAGGCCGAGGAGGCUGAAGCCAAGGUAUACAUAUCUGAAAUGCUCACCUGCCUACCCCUCCCCUAACCCAACAUUUUCCCCCUCUUUUACUGAGCCGUUAAGGUUAGAGUAGAGUUUGAGGAAGACAGGGCGGUGGGCAGAGUGUAAGAUUCUCUUAAACAGCCGUCUUACCCCUCUUCUAACCCAACAUUUUGCCCCUCUUUCACUGAUCCGUUAGUGUUAGUGUCGGGCUGGGGAGGACAGGACGGUGGGCAGUUUUUCGAAACACCAGAGACCAUAAAGACAUAAAAUACAAACUAGAUAUAAAAAGGGGGCUAAACAUUGAUCAGAAUGAGAAUUGUGAUAUCUGAAAUACCAAUGAUAGUCGCAUUUUAUUGGAAUUUUCCUUUCCCUGUCCAUCCUUACAUUCUUGAACACUGAAGUAAGAAAAGGGAAAUUUCGAUUUCUUCCACCUCACUUCGAAAAUCGUUUAUACUCCAACAUUUACACUCCAAAAAAACGUCUUCAGUAUGAAAAAGUGUGGAAGCUGCCAACUAGCCUUGGAGUUUAGUCGAUUAGAGCGCUGGAAUAUCUAUCCCAGAGGUUGCGUGUUCAGUACUGGUUUUUCUCACUUUCUUUUAUAAAACUUGCAGUUCAAAAGGAUUUGUAGAGUUUCCCACUCCUCAGCAUUCAAAAUUAAGUUCAUUUUACAUUUAACGGUUUUCUUUGUUGAAUUAGUUGGCAGGGUUAAGAAAGGAGUUCGAAGGAGUAAGUGAACAAUUGGAGCUCACACAGAUGGAACUAAAGAAUGCUAAUGAACAGCUGGCUGAAAUGAAGCUGACAUGUGAGGAAAAUGACACUCUGAGAGUUCACCUGCAAGAGGAGGAAGUCAACAAGUGA